UACUUUCAUUCAAUUCUAACCAGAACAUAUAACAUAACUAAACAAAUCGAAUCUUUAAUAACUAUGAUCAAAUCAAUUAUUGUCCUUUGCCUUUUCUUAGCUGUUUCUUCAGCUCGAGAUAUCGUGCAUACAAAAUGUGACUCUACCUCCGGUACAAUUGAAUCGUUCGAUAUGGACCCUUGCGACUCUGAUAUUUGUAUUCUGAGGCCCAAUACGGAUGUUGUUUUUACCGGUCAAAUCAUCCCAACUAUUUCCGCUGAGAAACCGACUCUUUCCAUUCAGGUUAAAAUGGGAUAUUCUUAUAUUGAAUAUCCUGGUCUCUCGCAAGACGCUUGUGAAUACUUCGAAUGUCCAUUGAAGGCCAAUGUCGCAAACCACUUCAAAGUCGAGAUGGAAACUUUCGGCUGGUUUCCACCCAUGGUCACUGACAUGCGAUUCCACGUCUACGAAUCAGCCGAUGGUGAAGAAUUGGCCUGUGCUCAAUCAAAAAUUGAGAUCGCACCUUAUUAACUCAAUUAAUUAAACAGUGAACGUGACAUCACUGAUUAAUCGAACGCAUUAAUGCGAUCACAAAAAAUGAAAAGUAAAAUUAUUAAUAAAAGAGAAUAUAAUUUGUUUUGACUUGAUGAAAA
Molecule: messenger RNA, 632 nt
Organism: Panonychus citri (citrus red mite)
Lineage: Eukaryota; Metazoa; Arthropoda; Arachnida; Trombidiformes; Tetranychidae
Product: mite group 2 allergen Pso o 2-like
Exons: 4
Coding region: 64-510 (148 amino acids)
Source: RefSeq, a predicted model, not a curated record